Molecule: messenger RNA, 817 nt
Organism: Labrus mixtus (cuckoo wrasse)
Lineage: Eukaryota; Metazoa; Chordata; Actinopteri; Labriformes; Labridae
Gene: ttr
Product: transthyretin (prealbumin, amyloidosis type I)
Exons: 4
Coding region: 90-539 (149 amino acids)
Biological process (GO): purine nucleobase metabolic process
Source: RefSeq, a predicted model, not a curated record
CAGCAGCCUUUAUAAGAGGCCUGGAGCUGUAGCGAUCAUGUGUGACAACACCAGUGACAUCUGUCAGUCUUUCUAUCCAUCAGGGGACCAUGCAUCAACUACUGCACUUUCUGCUUCUUCUAGCUUCUUCUGUGCUGCUCUGCAACUCCGUCCCUACGGAGAGACAUGGCGGCUCAGACAUGAAAUGCCCUCUGACAGUUAAAAUCCUGGAUGCAGUGAAAGGGUCUCCAGCUGGAUCAGUGGCACUAAAGGUGUCUCAGAAGACUGCUGAUGGUGGAUGGGCCCAUAUUGCUAACGGAUUGACGGAUGCCGCUGGGGAGAUCCACAAUCUGAUCACAGAGCAGCAGUUCCCAGCAGGAGUUUAUCGUGUUGAGUUUGAUACCAAGACUUACUGGAAGAAUGAGGGGAGUGUGCCAUUCCAUGAAGUAGCUGAAGUUGUGUUUGAGGCCCACGCUGAGGGUCAUCGUCACUAUACCCUGGCCUUGCUGCUCAGUCCAUUCUCCUACACCACCACAGCAGUGGUCACCAACAUACACUAGUGAUACACUUCCAACUGUGAACAGUGACUGAUUGGUGGGAGUAUUUGUCCAGGGAGUCGGAUACCUUGUGUUGUUUUUUCUCUUCUUGUCUACAAAUGUGCUUUAUGUAAGGGAGCGACUUGCUAUCGCAUAAUGGAAGCCUGACCGGGUGAGCAGGACCCAGAUGCAGAGCGUAGGGGUCUUGCCUCACCAUGAAGUGGUUUCUCCCACGAUAACAACCCGCUCCCUAUUCAUUAUCCUGCUUAUUACACGGCUACUUAAGAUCAUUUGACACAAAA